Ornithodoros turicata is the source of this 5452-nucleotide messenger RNA. It is a transcript of the gene Smr, whose product is annotated as nuclear receptor corepressor 1-like. The record is from RefSeq and is a predicted model, not a curated record. Bases 122 to 5188 code for a protein of 1688 amino acids. Lineage: Eukaryota; Metazoa; Arthropoda; Arachnida; Ixodida; Argasidae. Gene Ontology annotation, biological process: regulation of transcription by RNA polymerase II. The transcript has 20 exons. Gene Ontology annotation, cellular component: chromatin.
GUUAAAUUGCUGCCUUUGUGAUGGCGGCUCGUAAGGGGAAAUGUAAACGGCUUCGCAACUGGAAAGGCCUUCCCUAUGUGGGAGAUAUUGCCUAAGCGUGAGCAGGACAUUCCAGGACUAUAUGGAAAACCGCGGCAUGAGCAGAGCCCACGAGCCAGGCUCCCCCUACAAGCGCGGGGGUCACUUGAGCCCCCCACUUGCCGGCACCCGUGGAUACCCGUACCCGCAGGACCCGACCCGAUUUUCUCCGCUUCUGCCCCAGCAGGGAUAUAGAGAUGCCACCUUCCAGGGAGCCAAAAACACUUCCUCGGGAAACGCUGUCGUGCAGCAUUUCCUGGGCCUGCAGCUGGAAAGGCAGCAGCAGGAGUACCUGCACCUGGAGCAGCAGAGGUACCACCGGGAGCCCGAGCCCCAGCACGUGCGACGGAGACCCUCUCUCCUGCCCACCCCCGAGUAUGGCGGGGGUUACCUGGAGGUCCCCACCUACAGGUUCCCCACGUACGCGGACGAACCCCUGGAGAUGCACAAGCGGCCGCGGUUGGGACUCGGGGAGCCCAAGGCGGGCCCCCUGGUCAUCGACACCCAAGAGGUGGUGGAGGUGAAGAAGGAGCCGACCGCGUACGUGCCCCAGGUGGAAGCCAUCUCCCCCACCCUUCCCAACGAGGACCGCACUUCCAAGGAUGAAUUGCUCAACGCCAUCAACAAGCUAGACAGGGAAAUCGCCCAAGUGGAGUCCCAAACAAACAAGCUCAAGAAGAAGCAGCAAGAGUUGGAGGCAAGCAGCCCAGCAGACAGCAAAAAAUAUUCUCAGGAAACUGCACCCAACGAGCCAAAGCAGCUGAGCAUUGCACAGAUCAUCUACUCCGAUAACAGGAAAAAAGCUCAGCAGGCUCAUGCUACGUUGGAUAAUUUAGGUCCAAGGGUGGACUUGCCCAUGUACAAUCAACCGUCGGACACUGCCGUCUAUCACGAGAACAAGAAAAAGUUUCAAGAAUUCAGAAAAAGCUUGACAGUAUAUUUUAAGAAGCGAAUACAAGAAAGGGAAUCACGGGAAAAAUACUUAAUGGAUACUUACAGCCAACUCAUGCAGGCCUGGCUCAAGAAAAUGGAGAAGCGGGAGAACAACGCAGCUCGAAAAGUGAGGGAGCUGAAGCAGCGAGAGUUCUUUGAGAAGCAGUUUCCGGAGCUGAAGAAGCAGAGGGAAGACCGGGAACGUUUCUCGCGGGCGGGACAGCGGGUGCGCAGUGAAGCGGAGAUGGAGGAGAUUAUGGAUGGCCUUCAGGAGCAGGAGAAUGAAGAUCGCAAGAUGCGGAGCUACGCCGUUGUGCCCCCAAUCUUGCUGGAUUCUCGGCAGCGGCACGUGCGCUAUCUCAACAAGAACAGCGUGGUGGAAGACCUGUCUGUCGAGUACAAGGACCGUCAGAUGCAGAACGUGUGGUCGGAGCAGGAAAAAGAAAUCUUCCGAGAAAAGUACCUCCAGCAUCCCAAGAACUUCGGCAUCAUAGCGUCGUACCUCGAAAGGAAGAGCGUAGCUGACUGUGUCCAGUACUACUACCUUACCAAGAAGGGUGAGAACUACAAGCAGCUGCUGAGAAAGCACAACGUCAAGAAGCGUACCCGCGCAAUGGUGAAGGCCCCACCUAUCCCUUCUACACAAGUGACAACGCAGGUGAGCACGUCUCUACCUGUGCGUGUGCCCGUGACGACGUCCGCGGAAGACAAGGUGACGACGGCUGCUGUCGCAACGACGGUUACCGUUACCACCAUGGAAAACAGCCUGACCCACAUGAAUGGGCCGGAAGUGUCCGACACAUUGAAUGGGCUGAAGAAUGUACAGGAGAGAAGUGCCAUGAAUUCUACCGAGGAUGUGGAGCAGCCGUGCCUGGUGUGCCACUGCAAGUUGGAAAAGAACAGUCAGUCUCGGCCACUGACAAAGGCCAACUGCGAGAUGUACGCCCUCAAGGAGUCCGACAUCACGCCGGACGCCAGGGUUUGCUCCUCCUGUCGCUUCAAGACUGUGCGACAGCGAUUUGUUCAGUGUCCAAUACCAACGUGCAAAACCCCCAAGCGGAAGGUGAAAAGGUUAAGGCCACUUCCCGGGAAAUGGAACGAGCUGGAUAAGGACUUCAAAGAAACAGUCAUGCAGGAACUGCAAAUUCCAGCCGGGACUCAGAAGUGCUGCUCCGCGUGCUUCAAUAGAAUAGCUCGUAAAUUGGAGCCCAAUGCGCCAGCGGAUGAUACCGUGGAGCCAUCUCGUUGGAGCGAAGAGGAGAUGGAACUGGCCAAGAAGUGCCUCCGGGAAUACGGUACGGACUGGCCCGCGGUCGCCUCGGUGGUCAAGAGCAAAACGAAGGAACAGUGUAAAAAUUUCUACUUCAACUACAAACGAAAGUUUGGACUAGAUGAGCUCGUUCGAGCCUUCCGAGAGUCUACCAAGAAUGAAGGUGGAAAGCGGCAGAUAACCGACGACGACGAGAGCGGUGAGACGACCACGAGCUGUGAAGAAGACAACUGUGUGGACCGGUGUAGUAGUGAUACGGCCAGUGCGUGCAGCCCCUCAACAAAGCAGGUGGAAGAAGGUUGGGACUGCAGCAAACCACCACCACCUCCACCGGUCUCCACCGCAGUGGCUUCGAGCAAGCCCUCUGACAAUGGUGUGGAGGUAAUUCCAGACUAUGACAGCAGUGCAACCGUGAGUGCGGACGAAGGCCAGGGUGGAUCCCACGAGGCUGAACGUCCCGCAGGCCAGAGAACAGAUUCUAUGAAAGGAGGAGGAGGAGGAGGGCGCGAGGGACCCACGUGUAUGCGGGACCUCAUCUUCCAAGCCAUUGAGAUGACGUUGCAGUAUUCUAUGAAGCCAGGCCAGCCGGGCUUACCCUUAAAGGAAGAGCAGCAGGCGGACGUCAUCGUGGGCCAGGCAAAGAAUAGUCCCCGACCUUCAAAUACUCCCCCCGUCCCGGUGGCUGUGCCCCCCGUGUCAGCGCCUCCGGCUCCUGUUCUUCCUGCAGGUCAUCAUGUUCAUGAAAGUUCUUCUACCCUCGCUCCUACUUACGUCUCCAGCCUGCCCAGCCAUUGCCCUCCGAGCCAAGCCAACCACGGCAGGACGUCCUCACCAGCGGGCCAUGACCUUCACAGUCAUGUUCCUUCCUUUGGUGCAUCAAACAGUCGGCCAGAGGGUCUGCUGGCUCAGUUCCCAGAGAUGUCGCGCGAAGACGAAUACCAGGUGCAGGACUUGAGCAAAAAGCCCCGUGAGGCCACCCCUCCCAAGGAGGUACGCCGUGAGAAGCCCCUCUUCAGCUACCAGCAACCCUUUGGAGCUCAGCCACCCCCAGCACAUUCCAACCACUUCCAUCGCACCCCGGACCCUCCCCACGCGAUGUUUGCCCGUACCCACAUGGUGUCACCCCCCGCCUGGCCCAAGGCUGGCAAGGUGCCCCCACCACCACCCCUGAUAGCAGCAAACAGCAAGCCCAUGUCACCCAAGCUAGUGUUCAAGGAGAAGCCCUCCGGUUCCAUCACGCAGGGUACGCCAGUGAACCAGCCCGCGUUUGUGCCGCGCUACGAGGGGCUGCUCCGGCAGUUGACGCCUCCACAGAGCAAAGAGGGAUCCAUCACUCUGGGCACCCCGGUGCAGCACGACCCGAGGAAGCCUCCGGAGCAAGAGGCCAGACUCUACGACGAGCAGGCUUACCGGAUGCCCACUGGCUACCAGUUCCGGCCCAAGUAUUCUAGUGAAUCUCAGCUGAGCACAAACCAAAUCAUGAUAGAUUUCAACACCUCGAAGCAGAUGCGCAGGGGAGAUGCGGCUCCUGUGCAGUACCCUGGAAACUGGCCCAUGGGUCAGGACUCGUGGUCCCCCGCAAAGACGGGGGUUAGACAGAACGUCAUUCGAAGCGUGCAGUGGGGCCCCAAGAGUGUCAUUCAGGCCCCCAAGACGAGCUCCCCCCGGGAACAGGAAGUACCGAGCCCGGGCAAACGAGGCCAGUCUCCCCGCACGCAGCCGUACCCCGUGGUGUCCCCGACGAGCCACGACCCCUUCACCACCCUGGUGAACGCGGCGGCCGCACAGCCCAGCCUGGCCGUUCCCAAGGAGGACAAGAAGGUGGAGGGCCUGGAGAAGUCCCUGCUGGAAAUGCACCAGCGACCUCCCCGCAACUACCAUGACAUGCCACCUCCCCAGCAAGAGCUGCAGCGACCACGGCCGUUCAGCAGGGAGCAGUUUGAGAGGGAGAUGCGUGGGAAGGACAGCUACCGGCCCCAGCAGACGGACAUGGACAACGAGGCAUCGCGCAUAUUUUCCCAGUCCUUCCAGAAAGACAGCCCUAAGCCCCAGGGCAUUACGGCAGCCAACCUCAUCGAUGCCAUCAUCACUCACCAGAUCAACCAGAGCACGGAGCAGAGGAGUGAUGGUUACGAUGCCAAGGCCAAACGGGAGGAAGAACCGCCCCGCGUGGAUGGCGACAAGGUGGUCACCCUCAACCAGCACAUUGCUGCCAUCAUCUCGAAGAACAUCUGCACCCCGAGCGACGGCACACCCCCGCUCUACAGCAGAGUCCCCGUGGAGAGUGUGGUGAGGACGUCCGGGUGCUACGCUGAGAGCGCAGACGAGCAGGGCGGCUACCACAGCUGGAAGCUGCGCAAGGCACUACAGUCUGAGGCCAAGGAGGAGCGCAACGUCAUCCGAGGGCCCUACACAGAACCCAUCUCGCCCCCAGUGGACAGGGAGUGGACACGGACUGCACCCGAGGGCUACCUGCGCGCCCAGCAGCACGUGGGGCUCUCCGCGCUGGACUACGUCAAGAACCGCAUUGUGGAAGUGAUGCGGACAGCCGACGACGUUCCACCCAAGAAAGAAGGGGGUGGCGGCUCUGUGCCUCCGCGACCUUCCUCCGCCAUUGAGGCCCCCCGGUCGGAAUGGAGGGGGGGCAAGUUCCGUCCGCGUUCUGUGUCGCCCUCUACUCACAAGCCCGGGGAGCGGUGGGAAAGCGGGGCUGCAGAAAUUGAGCCAGUGUCGCCGCCACGAGGGGAGGCGCGCCUGUACCCUUCCCCGGGGUUCCCCACGACGUACGCGUACCCCUUUUCUGCCCUCUCCGUGCGCUCCAUGUCUGGCAGCUCACAGCCCCCGGUCUCCCAGCAACCGUCGUUGCUCCUGUCGUCUCAGUACGAGCCACUGUCGGACGAGGACUGACGUUUCCUCACUGCCUCAUUUCAGCUCAAGCUCAUUUGCCCCCCCCCACAAGACUUGUACAAAGAUUUGUAUACUACUACGAGACUCUUUCAUUUUGCAGUGUACAUAAGCUUGUGCCCAUAUUAAUGAGGCUGUUAUUUUAGGACACCCCAUUUCUUUGCAGAGUGCUAACGGUUAAUGCACGCUGUACUGUCUUGUUACUUUUUGAAAAAAGAAAAAAAACAAUGAAAAGUUUUAGACUCUCCGGUCGAGGGAGUGAUGCAA